AUCAAUAUGGUUGAUCAGCAGACUGAGGAAGCCUUCCAAAAACAGUUCGGCAUUAACAGAAAGGUUAAGCCUGGUGUUGUCAAAAAGAAGUUCUUGCGCCGCCACCGUGACAUCGGUUUGGGUUUUAAAACUCCCCGUAAGGCCAUUGAUGGUAGCUACAUUGACAAGAAAUGCCCUUUCACUCGUAAUGUAAGCAUCUGUGGUCGCAUCUUAACGGGUGCUGUACAUAAGACUAAAAUGCAGAGUACUCACAGAAACAUGAGCGUUCAUUGUUCCCUCUGCUUCAGAGAUGUUGAAAUUGGUGAUAUUGUUACCAUUGGAGAAUGCCGUCCCUUGUCUAAAAUUGUUCGCUUCAACGUAUUGGAAGUCAGCAAGGGUCAAGGUUCGAAGAAAAACUUCAAAAUGUUUUAAAUUUUUCUAAAGAAGAUGCUGGUUAU
Messenger RNA from Stomoxys calcitrans (stable fly), 437 nucleotides. RefSeq names its product small ribosomal subunit protein uS17. Gene Ontology annotation, cellular component: ribosome; cytosolic small ribosomal subunit. Gene Ontology annotation, biological process: translation. Lineage: Eukaryota; Metazoa; Arthropoda; Insecta; Diptera; Muscidae. The record is from RefSeq and is a predicted model, not a curated record. Gene Ontology annotation, molecular function: structural constituent of ribosome.